Molecule: messenger RNA, 2425 nt
Organism: Cimex lectularius (bed bug)
Lineage: Eukaryota; Metazoa; Arthropoda; Insecta; Hemiptera; Cimicidae
Product: neprilysin-4-like
Exons: 17
Coding region: 176-2380 (734 amino acids)
Biological process (GO): protein processing
Cellular component (GO): plasma membrane
Molecular function (GO): metalloendopeptidase activity
Source: RefSeq, a predicted model, not a curated record
CUAAAACCGUUUUGCCAGCGAACAUACGGGUAUUGCCCCUAGCCGGCCAUCCGGAGUGAAUACCCCAAAAUACGGUCACUAUCUCAGAGCUGAGGAUGACUCGUAUCAAUUGAUAGCUCAGUUUCCUUCCUUCUCAUCUCGGGGCACCAGUUGAAUCAAUUCGCGGAUCAACGACAUGCGCCCUUUCUGGCUCGUUUUCUUGUUUGUAGCUUGUGAGGGGAAAGGUCUAUUUUCACCGAUAUGGGUAUCGAAUUCUUUGGACGACAACGUCAUCCCGGACGACGAUGUCAAAAGCCCGAAAAACGUUUGUUACACGAAGGAAUGUAAAGAAUCCGCAACGGUGCUGGCAGCGAACAUGAACCUAUCCGCAGAUCCCUGCACAGAUUUUUUCGAGUUCGCCUGCGGCGGUUGGGUGAGGGCGAACCCCGUCCCAGAGACCGAAUCUAAGUGGACCGCGUUAUCCCUGAUCGAAGAACGUGUAAAUCUUCAACUGAAAGAGAUUUUAGAGAGCCCUCCUGAUAUGUUCGAACCUGGGCCGGUCCAAGCGGCCAAACAGUACUACAACGCGUGCAUGGCCGAAGUUGGCAAUUGUACGAAAACGACUGCCCUCCCUCUGCUCAAUCUGUUGGAAAAAUACGGUGGCUGGCCGAUGAUCACCAGGCAAUGGCGCCCUGGGAACUUCUCCUGGUCGGACAUGAUCGCCUCCAUCUACACAGAAUUGUAUACCUCGCCGAUAAUAUUUUUGACUAUUUACAACGACAAGAAAAAUGCGAGCAGAUACAAAUUGACUCUGGAUCAAACGACCUUUUAUGUGCCGCGUGCGGUUUUGGUGGAUCCGAAAACGUACAGCAAUAAGAUCGCCGAUUACAAGGAGUGGGUGGAAAAUACGGCUUCGAUACUGGGAAAAGCUGCCGGGUCGGAAAUUCCGAAAGAGGAAAUCGCCCUCCAGGCCGAGGAGAUGAUCAAUUUCGAAAAGGAGCUGGCCAAGAUCACGAGUACGAUGGAAAUGAGAAGAAACCCCGAAAGGACUUACAAUUUAAUGACACUGCGCAAGUUGCAAACAUGGACCGACUCUGCUGAUCCUAACCAGAUCAAUUGGCUUUCGUUUUUUCGUCGGAUUACCAAAGACGUUGACUUGGAGAUAAAUUGGAAUGAAGAAGUGAUCGUCAGAGAGGUAGACUACUUUUUCAAACUCGUCAAAUUGAUGAAGGCCACGCCUGCGAAGACAGUAGCAAACUAUCUCCACUGGUGGGUCGUCAUGAUCUUCGGCAGCAAAAUCAGCCGAGACUUGAAAGAUUUGACUUUUAGGUUCGAACAGGCGUUUACAGGAGCCACGGCUCAACGGCCCCGCUCGAAAAAUUGCGUCGAAAAUACUAACAACGCUCUGCAAAUGGCAGUCGGCUACAGCUACGUGCAGAAGCACUUCGACAAGUCGGCCAAACGGGAGGCCAUGGAAAUAUCGGAGAACAUCAAGUCCGCCUUCAAGGAGGAAAUCGACAGACUGAGCUGGAUGGACGGGCCGACGAAAAAGGCGGCCAAGAAGAAAGUGGAGAUGAUGACCCAGAACAUCGGCUAUCCGCCCUGGUUUGCCAAUGUUUCCGCCUUAGAACAGUUCUACGACGGGCUGGAAAUCGGCGAUUUGCUGUUUCAAAACGAAAUCAACGUGAGGAGAUUCAAAUUCAAGAAGUCGAUAUCGAAAUUAAUAGCAACUAAUAAAUUAACAGACUGGCUCGUAAGUCCGGCUGAAGUCAACGCCUUCUACAACGCCCAGUGGAAUUCAAUCACAUUCCCUGCUGCCAUCCUUCAACCCCCGUUAUUCCAGAGAGGCAGGAUAGAAGCAUUGAACUACGGAGCAAUCGGCUCCGUGAUCGGCCACGAGAUCACCCACGGGUUUGACGACGUCGGAAGGCAAAGCGACGCCUCGGGCAACCAAGUCCAAUGGUGGUCAGAGAAAACAAUAGAAACCUACAUAGAAAAGGCCCGGUGCUUCAUUGCCCAGUACGGCGAGUACAGGGUGCCCGUUCUGGACGACAUCCUCCUCAAAAAAGCCACGUUGAACGGCGUAACGACUUUGGGUGAAAACAUAGCAGACAACGGCGGCCUCCAUAUAGCCCUGCUGGCGUAUAAGAGGUACGUAGCGAAGAGAGGAGAAGAGCCAAGGCUACCUGGGCUUGAGGUAUUGUCUCCCGAUCAGAUUUUCUUCAUAGCGUUCGCCAAUAACUGGUGCUCGACAAGCACGAAGAAGUCCCUCUUGGAAAACGUGCUCGACAGUUUGCACAGCCCGUCCCAUUUCCGCAUCAUCGGCAGUCUACAGAACUCGAGGGACUUCGCUAAAACUUUCGGCUGCCCCCUAAGAAAAAAUAAAUGCACUUUGUGGUAACUUUUGUUGUACUGAUUAAAUAAAAUUUCUUUUUUUUAUAAGAAA